CCCGGCGUGGCCCUUUCUUCUCCCUGCUGCGUGCUGCUUCCCCCCCUUCUCUCCCCAGCAGAGAAAUUCUAGCUGGGGGCGCCGGCCUCUGCAAUUCCCCUUGUUCACCAGGCAAGCCGCGGCCGGCGGGAAUGGACUCCGGGAGCUCGGUGCGUUUCGGCCACCAGGACGUGGCGGCUGCAGGCGGCGUGCACCCAGGUAACGGCGCUCACCCGGCGCUCCCUGGCGCGGGCAUGACGAUGCCCGCCGGCAUGGCCUCGCUCCUGGUCGGCCGCCUCGGCAUGCAGGCGCCGCCCGGCGUGGUUCUGCCCGGAGGAGCCCUGACAUCCGCCGGGUACGGCGGCAUCAUGUCCAGCGCUCUGCGCGCCGCCUGGAGCGGGGCUCAGCAGAAGCAGCCGCCGCAGCCCCAGCAAGCGGUCGGCGGCUACAGGGCGCACCAGCACAAGGGCCCCUGGACUGAGGCCGAGGACGUAAUCCUGAGGGAGAUGGUGAUGAAGCACGGCGACCGGAAGUGGGCGGUGAUAGCGCAGUCCCUCCCCGGGCGCGUGGGCAAGCAGUGCCGGGAGAGGUGGACCAACCACCUGCGCCCCGACCUCAAGAAGACCCUGUGGACCGAGGAGGACGACAUGGCGCUGAUCAAGGCGCACAAGCGCUGCGGCAACCACUGGUCGACCAUCGCCACUUUCCUGCCCGGGCGCUCGGAGAACGCCGUGAAGAACCACUGGAACGCCACCAAGCGAAGCCUCAAGGCCAAGCGCCGCCUCAAGAAGAAGAACAACGCGCAGCAGGUGCCUCCCGGCCAGUGGUCCGUCCUCGAGGAGUACAUCCGCAGCGUGUACCCUGACCUCGCCGACGGCGCCGCCCCGACCCCGCCGCCGGAGGAGGACUCAUCCCCUCCGUCGUCCUACAACAACCUUGGGUCCUACUCGUACGGCGGAGAGGUGAUCAGCAGCCCACAAUCCUCUGCUGCCGCCGCCGCUGCUGCUGCUGCCGCCGUCGCCGCCGCCGCGGCACCGCCCGGCGCCGCCUUCGACCAGCUGACUGCGAUGGGGCUGUACCUGGGCGCGUCGUCGUCGUCCGCGCCGCCGUCGGCCAACCUGGGCGCGAUGAACAUGAACUCCGACGCCGUGGCGCCGUUCCUGCAGCUGGACCUCAACACCUACUACGGCGCGCCGACGAUGCAGCUCAUGCCUCCCAUGGGGCCGCACAUGAUGGAGCAUGACCACCACCACCAACAGGCUGCUGCUUCCUACGCCGCCGCCGCCGCGGCCAACCUGAUCACCUACCCCUUCGUCGACAACAUGAUGUGGCAGUCGCCGUUCGCCGUCCACCAUACCAGCGCCGCCUACGGCGGCGGCGACGCAUCUGGUGCCGGCCCCAGCAAUGCAGCAGGCGCCGCCGUUCCGGACGACGUCGACGUCGUUCAGAUGGCCUCCAGGGAAUUCCUGACUCCGUCGGAGGACGAGGUCACUCUCGACCUGGCCAGGUUCCAUUGAACACAGCGCAGCAUCAUCAGCUAGCUCGUCAAAAGGGCGUGCCAGUUUGUUUACUGCCGUCGUCGUCGUCGUUCCUUUGUUGUAUCUUUACAUGUUGUACUAGAAUUUUAAUUCCCCAGAGAGAAACCGUUUUUCGUGUAAUUCCCGUUCAAUAAUUUGGACCUCCCAUGGAUCGGACCAUGUUUGUACUGUUUCAAUUCCUAAGCUUAAUUCGAAAUUUGCUUCUGUA
Messenger RNA from Sorghum bicolor (sorghum), 1725 nucleotides. Its product is annotated as transcription factor MYB80. The transcript is spliced from 3 exons. Lineage: Eukaryota; Viridiplantae; Streptophyta; Magnoliopsida; Poales; Poaceae. Gene Ontology annotation, cellular component: nucleus. Gene Ontology annotation, biological process: regulation of DNA-templated transcription. The record is from RefSeq and is a predicted model, not a curated record. Gene Ontology annotation, molecular function: DNA-binding transcription factor activity, RNA polymerase II-specific; RNA polymerase II cis-regulatory region sequence-specific DNA binding. Bases 132 to 1496 code for a protein of 454 amino acids.